CAUACGAAAAAUCGAGGAAAUAAUCUUCCCUAGCAACGUCAAGAUACAAGAGCAUCUCUUAGCGCAUGUUUUAAAGAUUGGGAUUUCCUUUGGAAAGUUUUGCGUUGAAAGUUUUGGUUCCCCUCGUAGUCUCAAAGAAUUAGGUAGGCCUUCGCUUGCCAAAGAGAUGCAAUGCAAGUUUCUCAAUGAAAGUUUGACGAGUCUGGGGGUGAUUAUCACGUUACAAAUGAUUUAACGUCAUCGUCGUUGGCUAGCAUUAGCUCCACGUUAACCUAAUCCUCGGCAGUUUUGUUGGGUUGCGGUUUAUUGUUUGUAUCAUGUAACACCCAUAUCAGCGAUGCACAUGAAAUGGUGCAUAAAAUCAUGUCUUGGAUUGUGCUGUCGGUGUUCGCGCUCAGCAUUAUUUCUACGGUGGCUCUUAACGUCACUGUAAAUCAAACAGACUCACCCUCAGGUGUUAAUAACACCAUUACCGAGGAACCCACAUCCUCCACGCCAACUCAAUCUGACUUUUUUGAAACGACAGCAAUUGAGGACUUCUUCACUGAGACAAUAUUACCAAACACGACUAAUGUUACAGACAACACACCGACGGACAGUACCUUCACAGAUGCCAGCACUACAGAGUUGGUUGAAGUUACAAUUCCGAUAGAAUGCUUAUGUGAUAUUACUCCAAACUUCUGCGAUAUUGGCUGCUGCUGUGACAAUUUGGAUUGCGAAAUAGAUGACUUGAGCUCAGUCUUCAACGGUUGUGAAAAAGACACAAGGCCACCAGGUGUGUGCAUUGAGAAAUGGUUGAUGUUCCGAGCAAAUAUUGAUCCGGCCCUCAUCACAGAGACUGAUUCAUUAUUCUGUGUGCGAGAAGAAGCAAAGGCAACAGAGCAGCAAAGCCUCCCUGCUCUUUCAGAGCAGCAGCGAGACAAGGAGUUCCCUUCCUUCCUACAGCAAGAUGACACAACUACUGACUCCAUCAUCAAAGAUUUUUAUCAGGUUGAUGAUCUGAUACUUAUCCAGUACAAUCGUAUUUCUAUGCUGGGUACACUCAAACAGCCAUCACCUGGAGUAGCUUCAUCCUCCUGUGUUGACCUCAACCCAGCCAGAUUCUUGCGCUCCACAUCACACUCAUGUUCUCGAGCCUUGAAUGCUCAGUCCUGCUCAACCGACCCCAGACUGAAUGUGCACACUUACUUUAAAGAUAUUAGCCUGCUAAGGGUGCCAAAUCCGCAAAACGUGGAUAUAUCAGACUUGCAGAUCCCCAUAAUCCCUGUGUCCAUAUGGUCAGAGCCCAGUGAGCAAAAUGACACCUGCUUGAAUGUUGUGUCUAAGGUGGAGUAUAUUAUUGAGUUUUCACAUGCAGGGGAAAUCAUGAGUGCAACGCUACGCGCCAACUUCCUGAAUUCAAGCCUGGAUGCUCAAGUAUUACAGGAGUUUUCAGUCACAUUUCAGUUAGCUACAGCUGGUCCUACGCCAGCCCCGUUGCCAGCAAUGGGGCUGAUUGUUGGAAACCCAGUGACUGGUCAGUUUGGUGAAGAGGUCAAUCCUCUGACGACUCUGGCUCCAGCAGCAGCUUGCUCAGUUCCUCUAGCUGUGCGCGUGCCCAUCCGCUUCACUUACAACUCCAUCUCUGGCUGCUCCUUCAGGUCUGCCUCCCAGAACUGCAGUGAGCUGAGAUUAGAUAUGUAUACAAUCUUGACUGGCAUGGCAACCCCUGACAUGGUGGCGAUGAGUUCAGGCCCCAAGCCAGAUUGGGCUGAAGUCAUCACUGAAGACUGCCCAGAGUCCCAAGCUGAGGACUCCUGUGAGACUGGUUGUUAUGUCCCUCACUCCCUGUCCAUUCAGUUUCUCUGGGCCAAGAGGGGGCUGCUGUCUCUUCCACAGAAUUACAUCCUUGGGGCAAAGUAUCAGUUUGGCUGUCAGAAAGUUAAGUGUCCCCUUGCCUCCCCGUUGGCUGUCACUUCGGAGGUGACUUUCUCAGAGAUAACAGCGUACCCUGAGCCUCCCAGAGGAAUGCCUCAACCUCACUGGAAGUUCCCAUACUCCUUUUUCGCCCGGGGACAAGAGGAGCUGGAUUGGGGUCUUUGAGGGAGAACGGCGAAAUGUCACUGUCUCCUUCCAUCCAAACCUUUACAUGUUCAGUCAGUUUCACAGCCUACACAGUUUUGUUUACUGUUAUGGUUAUGGUUAUGGCUAUGGGAUUUGGCAGAGUUAAGUUAUAUGGGUUUCAUCCAAAACACAGCUACCCAUGGCAUGAAUCAGGUUCUGAUCCUAUGUAUUAGGAUUUGGAAGAGUGUGUCAGUGUAAAUAGUCAGGAUAUAUACUUUAUAUACCGUACAUCAAAAAAGAAAGCGAAAAAUUAA
This is a messenger RNA of Sardina pilchardus (European sardine), 2357 nucleotides long. RefSeq names its product tectonic-3-like. The transcript has 14 exons. The coding region runs from base 349 to 2082 and encodes 577 amino acids. NCBI's taxonomy places the organism in Eukaryota, Metazoa, Chordata, Actinopteri, Clupeiformes, Clupeidae. Gene Ontology annotation, biological process: smoothened signaling pathway; cilium assembly. The record is from RefSeq and is a predicted model, not a curated record.